This is a messenger RNA of Suillus paluster, 1039 nucleotides long. RefSeq names its product cytoplasmic protein. Bases 215 to 793 code for a protein of 192 amino acids. The record is from RefSeq and is a predicted model, not a curated record. The transcript has 3 exons. Gene Ontology annotation, molecular function: protein binding. Lineage: Eukaryota; Fungi; Basidiomycota; Agaricomycetes; Boletales; Suillaceae.
AGUACUUCUUCAUCGAUUGAUAAACAGUCAGUGCUGAUACUAGUCCUGAGCGCUCGGUAACCUAGCAUUUUUCGUCGCGUUGAUGUUGGGAUUCUGGGGUAAGUAGCAUAGUCUCGCUUACCAAUUGUAAACGAACCAGUAUUACCGAUUGGACCGGCCUCGGUCUUAGUGUAGAUGAAGAUAUAUAUUUUCAGUGUCUUUUUAAACUGUCACGAUGCUGCCCACAGACGAUGACAAGGAAAAUCUCCUCCUCUCAUGUCGAUACGACGAUCUCGACGAAAUCCAAGAUUUUGUAACAAAAUUCGGCCCAGAAGCCCUCUCCAGCGUCCGAGAUGACAACGGAAACACUGUGCUACACAUGACAUGCGGUAAUGGACACAUAGACGUGCUGAAUUAUCUUCUUCCCCUUAUCUCCCCUUCCAUCCUGUCUGCACAAAAUAGUGCUGGCUCGACUGCCUUGCACUGGGCAGCACUGAACCAGCAUCUCGAAGUAGCGCAGAAGCUGGUUCACUGUACUGGGGGACCAGGCGUUGAUCUGAUUGAUAUCAAAAAUACCGCCGGAAUAUCGCCCCUGGGUGAAGCCGAGAUGAUUGGGUGGGAUGAGGGCGCAAGGUGGCUUGUACAGGAGAUGAAACUCGAUGAAACAAGUAGCCAUGACGUCAAUGAUAGCAAAGAAGAUGGCCCCGUGGAAACUUCGCGGGAUAUAGAGGUGGAGAUCCGAGAUGCGGACGGUGAAGUGGCCAAGAUGACGAUAAGCGACAGCGAAUCCCCACUUGAUUCUGCCAUGAUCUAACAUUCACGUCAAGGCCUUGAUACCAUCAAAUCAAUCUGGCUGUGAACCCAAGAAACACCUGGUAUCAGCUGGUAUCGCCAGAGCAUUUCACUUUUGGACGAGCACUCGGUUCCACAGAAUUUCAGUUCUGAAGUCACACGAUAGUAGCCAUAUCGAAAGUUCUCCACAGAACAUGUUGAUUGGAUACUUGCAUGUAAUCACAUGAAACUUGCAACUGAAUUGAAGUUCAAAGUGUUCAUCGAUGCC